Messenger RNA from Protopolystoma xenopodis, 837 nucleotides. The record is from the annotation of a GenBank genome assembly. NCBI's taxonomy places the organism in Eukaryota, Metazoa, Platyhelminthes, Monogenea, Polystomatidea, Polystomatidae.
AUGACUGAGCGUACACUCGGCAAAUAUGAUGUGUGCAUCGGUGAUCUGGGCAAAGAGGAGAAGAGCUUCUCUGACGUUGAGUUUCGCCAAGAGUUCGCCAGAAUUAUGAACCGCACGCGGGCCGUGAACGAACGCAGAGCGUUGAGAGCCAACAACACGCCAAACGCCGGCGCCCUGCACGGCAGGGAGGUCAGUCUCGGCGUUCCCAUCCUCGCCAAGGGCAACUCGUCGUUGAGCCUAAUGCUGCCCGCCCUCGACAUGGCGCUCGAGCAUCUUUUGCACACAAUUCCCGCGCUCAAUGGAGUCUUCUUCAAGGCGCUGCCCAUCGAAAUGGUCCAGUCGAUGGGCUGUGACGAUCUCUCCGUCUCGGAGCAACUCGAGAACGGCAACGUCGACGCGUUGAUAGGGCCGGUCGAGGAGUACGUGCUGGCCAGCACGGCGCGCUACUCUGCCAGCAUCUACAACAUAGCCCUUUUCACACCUUCCGGCUUGGGAUCGGCCUUUGAACGGCCCGAGUACUCGUCCCUCAUGACACGAACCCUGCUCAGCUACGCCAGUCUCAAAUGGAUCUACAGACUCAUCUUUGAUCGAUUCAAUUGGAAGGCCGGCCAGGCCACUCCCAUUGUUCUCUUCACCUAUCCGUCCAGUCUGUCAAUUGUCAGGCAACAGUGCGUCUCGCUCAGGGACGCUUUGAAGGAGAGUCAAUACCGGCUUUACGAGCACACGGCUCCAGAUCCGUUUCAUCUUUUCACCAUCAAGCCGUUACGGGCAAGGGGUAAGCGUUGGCAACUGCCCAUUCUGGUCACGUGGUUCAGCCCAUUUCCGCACACAGAUUGA